UCUUUUACGCACAUGCGUGAACUUAUUGACGUUUAAUAGUUAGGUUAGGCCGGUUAAACUUCACUGCCCAAGAAAUUUUAUUUUUAUGAAAAUGAGCGACAGUAGUGAUGAAGAACAAGAUGUUAACUACGUACUAUUUAAAGAUAGACCUGACUGGAAAGAUAUAAGGCCUAUAGAACAAGACGAUGAUGACGAAAUUGUAGCUAUACAUUAUACAGACAAAUUUAAAGACGUCCAUAACUACCUUAGAGCUCUUUUGAAAAAAGGCGAAAAGUCUGAGAGGGCUCUCGAACUUACUCGAGUUGCUGCUAGUGAAAACCCUGCAAAUUACACUGUUUGGCAAUUUAGGAGGGACAUAUUAAAAACACUUAACAAAGAUUUACAUGAGGAAUUGGAUUAUAUUGAAAAGUUUAUAUUAAAACAAUCAAAAAAUUAUCAAGUUUGGCACCAUAGAAAACUAUUAGUUGAUUGGUUAAAAGAUCCAUCAAAAGAGAAUUAUUUUACAACAUUAAUUUUAAAUAAGGAUGCUAAAAACUAUCAUGCCUGGCAACAUCGGCAAUGGUAUAUGAAAACAUUCCAAGUUUUUGAUGGUGAAUUAGAUUAUGUAGAUUCGUUGUUAAAUGAUGAUGUCCGCAACAACUCAGCCUGGAAUCAAAGAUACUUUGUUAUAAAUAAUACCACUGGAUUCACUGAGGAAGUGUUAAAAAGAGAAAUUGAUUACACUUUGUCCAAAAUAAAGGAGGUUGUGGAAAACGAAAGUGCUUGGAAUUACUUAAGAGGUUUAUUACUACAUGAUAAAGAAGGUCUUAGCAAAAAUAAGACUGUCACCAACUUCUGUGAGGAACUUUACAGCUCAAAUAGUCAAUCUCCAUUUGUGUUAUCUUUAAUAGUGGACAUGUGUUGUGAGCAAGUACAAGAGGGUAGUGGUGAUUCAAUUUACACAUUAGAACGAGCAUUGCAAUUGUGCAGUGAUCUCGAGUUAAAAUAUGAUAAAAUCAGAGCAAACUACUGGAAACACAUGGCAGACACAAUUAAAAGAAAAGCAAGUGGAGAGAAUGUAGAAGAAGAGCCUACUACUUCGUAGUUUUUAUUGUUAAUGUUUAUCUAAGCUUUAGAUUGUCAAGAAUUUUCAAUAUAAUUUUGUCUAUAACCACUGUUUUAAUUCAUAAAAUCU
Messenger RNA from Brassicogethes aeneus, 1174 nucleotides. NCBI's taxonomy places the organism in Eukaryota, Metazoa, Arthropoda, Insecta, Coleoptera, Nitidulidae. The record is from the annotation of a GenBank genome assembly.